AUUUCCACUCCCACUACUCACACUGCACCUUCAUGGCGUCCCUCACUCCCGGCGUCCUCUCCAAGCUCCUAGAGAAUGCCGGCAGCAAGGUAACCGCCGCACACCGCCAGGCCCUCCUCCAGGUCACGGAGAUCGUGCCUCGUCUCUCCUCCACCUCCGCCCUGCAGACCCGCGGCUACUUCAUCAAGCUCUCCGACUCCCUCCACUCCGCCUUCGUCUCCGUCCCCGACGACGACGCCCACCUCAUCUGCUCCAACAAGCUUCAGCUCGGCCACUUCGUCUACGUUACCCGCCUAGACCGCGCCUCCCCCGUCCCCAUCGUCCACGGCCUCACCGUCCUCCCCAAGCGCCGUCCCUGCGUCGGCAAUCCAACCGAGCUCCUCCCCGGCGCGUCCCUCCACGCGCUCCAGAGCCAGACUGAAGGGGUGAAGAAGAGGGUCGCUGAGAAGAAGGUGGAGACGAGGAGGUUGAGUUUGGACUCUGCGAGAAGGGUCUGGGAUCAUAGCCCUGUUCGCAAGGAGAAAACCGGUUCUGCGAGUUCCGGUGGUGGUAAACUCAAGCACAAGAAAUCCAACCCCACUUCGCCUAACGUGAUAGACAAGAAGCUUUCUACUAAAGCUGAUUCUCCGCUAAAAUCUCCAACUUCUAGUGUCUCACCCUUGAAGAAAGAAAACGAGAAUCUGUGUCCAAAAUCAUUGACAAACACUCCUCUGAGGAAGAGUACUGGCAGUAGGUCACCCUGUGGUGGCACUGUUCAUACCCAACUAGUAAAGGUUCCCCUCAAUUUCAAGACUUGGUCUUACGAUACUCCUGAAUCUUGGGAUGAUCUCUCACCCUCCAUGUGUGAUCUUGCAAAGCAAGUUGUAGGUCAUAGAAAUUUUACUUUUUUGGUGGCUGUGCGGUCUCUUGAAGAAGCAUCUGCUACAGAUACUGUGAUCCAAUGCAUGUGCAUGUUUGCAGAACUUUGCAAGUCAUAUCAAACACAUUCUGCUGGAUCACUUGUGAAGCAGUUUUUGGAGCUUCACCUGAGUUUGCGGAGAGUUUUAGUGCUGUUUGAUUCUUUACUCACCCCAUUUCCCGAACCAAAGCCAUGUGGCCACUCUACCCUGCAGUGUGCAACAGAAGAUGCUGGCAAAGUUCCCAGUGGAAUGAAUGCUAUAUCUUGGGUACAAGCUGCCAUAGGUACCAAUCUUUCCAGAUUCAAUCUAUUUGAAAAACAGGUGAAAAGUGAGGUUCUGAAUGAUGAGAAAUGCCAUUAUGUUGUCAUUGAGAAUUCUCCUGAGGACAUCAAUACUGAGAAUGCAACUGCCCAAAGCAAGCAAAACCGAGCAACUCAAGCAAGUCCCUUGCCGAAUUCAAUUGCUAAAAGGCUUCCUUCUGCGAAGCGGAAACUCUUGGCAACCAAGAACAAGGAUGCUGCCAAGCAGGAUCAAUCAAAAGGAAUUGAAAUAAAGGUGGCUGCAAGUUUGGCUGAAAAACUGCUCGAGGCAUCUAGUGAAUGGUUCCUGGAGUACUUGGAGGAGUCCCUACGGAAUGAAUUUGGAUUGAAAAAUGAAGUGAACACUGAAAUUGCAAGUCUUCUCGGACAGCUCAAACAGGUGAAUCACUGGUUAGAUAAUUUGGUUGGUGGAGAUAAUAAGGUCGAUCGGAGAGUAGAGAAGCUAAGGAAAAAAUUGUACCGGUUUCUACUAGAGCAUGUUAAUUCCACUAUUGCUUCUAAUUAAUAAAUGUGCAAUAACUCAAUGACUAACAAAAUUGAGAAUAUGGAGAUUACUAUCCUCAA
Molecule: messenger RNA, 1783 nt
Organism: Vigna angularis (adzuki bean)
Lineage: Eukaryota; Viridiplantae; Streptophyta; Magnoliopsida; Fabales; Fabaceae
Exons: 4
Coding region: 33-1724 (563 amino acids)
Source: RefSeq, a predicted model, not a curated record